Corticium candelabrum is the source of this 1893-nucleotide messenger RNA. Its product is annotated as solute carrier family 15 member 3-like. Gene Ontology annotation, biological process: transmembrane transport. The record is from RefSeq and is a predicted model, not a curated record. Gene Ontology annotation, cellular component: membrane. Lineage: Eukaryota; Metazoa; Porifera; Homoscleromorpha; Homosclerophorida; Plakinidae. Gene Ontology annotation, molecular function: transmembrane transporter activity. The transcript has a single exon. The coding region runs from base 1 to 1719 and encodes 572 amino acids.
AUGGCAUCGAAAGCUGACAAACCGUAUACUCCACUGUUGAAGUCAGGUCAGCAGAAAAGCUACAAUACAAACAUCCCGAUGAGAUCCAGACUGGACACCGUGUCUUUUUCCAUCUCUCCACCUGUCUGGGCUGUCUUCUGGUUACUCGUAGUUCAAAUGCUAGAAAGAGUUGCUUACUUUGGAAUCACUUUCAACAUCACAACGUACGUGGGAGCCUACUUGGAUUUUACUAUGUCAGGUAGCGUUUCAUUGUUCGUGAUCACUACUUUUGCUGUGGGAACGAUGAGCACCAUAGCUCCAGUUUAUGGCUACCUGAGUGAUGCGAAGUUUGGUCAGUAUAAUGUUCUGGUUAGCUGCUUUGUAUCAUAUUGUAUUGGAGCUGGUCUCAUAUGUGCAUCUGCCUAUACAUACAAAUUGCAAACUAUGUAUGCAAAGGAAAACUUACCGGAAAUUCUCUAUUUCACUGGUUUAGCUCUUGUUCUUCUGUUCAGUGCUUCAGGAAUCAGGGCCACAAUUGUACCAUUUAUGUUGGAACAGUUAACAGGCGACUACCAGAAAAGCAAAUAUCUCACACAAUUUGUUAGUUGGUCAUAUUUUGCUAUUAACGUGGGAGGUGUAAUAGGUGUUCUGUUGGGAGGCUAUUUCCAAUCACUCCAUAGCCAAUCUCUUGGAUUUUUCUGGCAAUAUCUUCUUGGCUUCUGUUCAUUGUGCGUGGCUCUUGUAAUCUUGAUUGUGUUCAGGAAUAAAUUUAGAAAAGAUCGAGCACCAGGUUUUUAUGUGCCAAACAUAAAAGCUAUUUUUCAAACCGCAUUUUGUAAAGGUAAUCGGCGUCAGCACUUCAACAUUGAAACUUUGAGAUAUUUUGAACAAGAACCAGCCGAUGAAGCAGAAAAAAAUAAAAAAGAAAGACAAGAACAUAUCAGAGUACUCGCACCUAUUCUGCCUCUCAUGUGUGCUCUUUUGUUGUACUUUACAAUCCAGGCACAAGCCGAAGGUGCGUUCAUCAUGCAAGGCCAACGAAUGGAUUAUGGAGAGUUAGCAAAUAUUUCUAUUCCUACUGCUGACUUGACUGCAUCAUUCGACCCACUAGCUGUCAUCUUGUCUGUACCAGUUAUGCUGUUUUGUGUGAAGCCAUUGUAUGAACGAAUAGCAAAGACGACUCUCUAUAAUGUUGUCAUGCCUCGAAUCCGCUGGGGUAUGAUAUUAGCAUUCUUAUCAUGUGGACUGGCAACAUUUAUUGAAUCUUAUCGCAACAAUCAAAGUGACACACCACGUCAUAGAUAUUAUCACACAAAUACAUUUGCGAUUACAGAAUGUUUCUGGAAGAUUCACAUCUACCUCCAAGUGCCACAAUAUGUACUAAUGGGAAUGUCAGAAGUGUUGACUGAAGUUGGUGUCAUAGAGUUUGUGCUGACAUCAUCUCCACGUCAGUUUCGUUCCAUCACUAUUGGAUUUUACAACUGUGUCACUGGCUUGGGCAGAUAUAUCGGAGUGGCACUGCUAUCGUUUCUUCAAGCUGUCGAUCAUACAUCGACGUUUCCACCAUCGAUACAUUCAAACAAGACUAUUUAUUGCGACAUCGACAAGGAGAUGAAGUCUAAGUCUUACGUGUAUUUUAUGAUCCUCACUUGUCUCAUUGCUGCCAAUCUUGUCGGCUUGUUACUAUUUGAAACUCGAUUUCGCAAAUAUGUAAGGAUUGCUCCUCUUCCAAGAAAUUAAUUAAACCAAUGCAAAACAGGGUUUGUAACUCAUAUGUCUGAUUGUAUAGUUUAUACUCUAGCUGGUUAGUGGGUAUCAUGUUACUAUAUUGCAAUGUAUUUAUCAUCCUAUCUAUGUAAAUGGAUGUGUGAAAUUGCUAUACAUAUUAAAUGAGUAAAUUUACAAUAUAACAAU